Elaeis guineensis (African oil palm) is the source of this 1582-nucleotide messenger RNA. RefSeq lists its product as uncharacterized. Gene Ontology annotation, cellular component: chloroplast. The record is from RefSeq and is a predicted model, not a curated record. NCBI's taxonomy places the organism in Eukaryota, Viridiplantae, Streptophyta, Magnoliopsida, Arecales, Arecaceae.
CUGACUCUUCUCCGCUUGGGACCUGGAAUAAAAGAGGAAGGGGGGAGGGGCGGGAGGAGAUCUCGUGGUCUCCACACGAUUCGUCCUCCAGAUUUGGGAUUUCAGCUCGCUGACGAUUUUUUUUCGAGAUUUUUUCCUCUGGCUGGAGCUUUGCUUCGAGAGGUUAACUUACUCAAGGCACCAAAAUGGAAUCUGUAUUCAGAAGAUUGUGUCCUGAGGAUUCCUUUGCUCAGGAUGGCAUUCAAAGAUGUCCAUUUUUGAGAAACAUCAAUGAGCCUACUAACUUUUCCUUCUCGUCUGUCAGUUUUCCUGCACCAGUUCAAGGAGCCAAGGGUCCAAUCUUUGAGGAUGGACCCAAUUUUGAAAUGGCAUUCAGGCUUUUCCAUGGACGAGAUGGAGUUGUCCCACUCCCAGGAAGGUUAUUCACGCAUAGUGAGAAACCAGAACCUGAACCAGAGCCGAAGUUUAACCCCUUAGUGGCAAAAGCAGCGACCAUAAGUCUUUCUGCUUUUGGACCAGGAGGACCUUUUGGCUUUGAUUUUUUCUCGAAAAAGUGGCCAAGGCAAAAUAAGAAAUUCUCCAAGCAAGAACCAUCUACUCAGAGAGGAGGAAAUUCUUCGCAUGAAUCACUGAGCAAUGAGUGGCUGGAAACCGGGCAGUGCCCCAUAGCAAAGUCCUACAGAGCAGUGAGUGGCGUCCUGCCCCUUGUUGCAAAUGCUCUAAAGCCUCCACCAGGUAUGAAACUAAGGUGCCCACCUGCUGUUGUGGCUGCUCGGGCAGCUCUGGCUCGAACGGCCCUUGUGAAGAACCUUCGCCCCCAGCCCCUGCCAUCUAAGAUGCUUGCAAUUGCCAUGCUGGGCAUUGCAGCCAAUAUCCCCCUCGGAAUAUGGAGGGAGCACACCAAAAAGUUCUCACCCCAGUGGUUUGCAGCAGUCCAUGCAGCAGUCCCAUUUAUUGCCAUGCUUAGGAAGUCUGUGCUGAUGCCAAAGACUGCAAUGGCAUUCACCUUAGCAGCCUCAAUCUUAGGUCAGACUAUUGGGUCCAGAGCUGAACGGCUCCGGCUGAAGAAGGUGGCAGCAGCAGCAGCAACCGAUGGAGGCUCUGGCAGUCUUACUUGCAAGGCUAUUAUAUAUCCCAAAAAGAGUGGGCACUGUGGCGAUGAAAGGGUUUGGGAGCCACUUCCGCUCAAAGUAGAGAACAGUGGCUCUUCAACAACCGCGACAACAGCAGAUAUUUGUUACUGAUCAUGACGCACUUGGGCAUGUGAUUCCUGUGUUGUUAAUUAUUCAUUAGACCAUUUUGAAAGACUGAUCAGUGUCUUACUUGCGUGCUUGCUUCUUUACGGGUUAGAAUCCCUCUGAAAACCCUAUUCUACUUUCUGGGGAAGGUGUGAACCAAUAAAAGGCAUUGAAGAUUGUUUUGUCAUAAUUCAGUGACAGAAGUUCUGUUUCAUUCUUUGGUUGUGAUAUUAGACAAAGAACUGCAGAGGCUUUGCUUUCACAAGUGUAAGCUUUAAUUGUAUCAACAAAAUACAAACACAUACUUCUUAGUAAAUAUUAUGCGAAUAAGGAUGUUGUUGUCC